UAGAAAAACAGCAACAUACGUUUUAAAAAAACGAAUAGUAAUAACGUAGCUUUAUUGUUAACAUUUUACAAUACCAAAGUUUUUCGAAUCCAUUUUUGAACCAAUAUUUCAAUCAACUAUACUAUAUUUUACAAAUACAGUAUUCGAUACAAUGUUGAAGAUUAUGUGUGUAUUGUCAUUGUUGCUGGUUAUAAAUGCUAAAGACGAUGACAUGGACAUUGAAAAUAAAGGUCCAUACAGGUGGUUUAGCUCGAGAACCCCUUACGAAUUAGUGUCCUCGCAAAAAAUUGUUGUACCAGAUGGUUACACGCCACAACAAAUUUUUACUAUUAACAGACACGGAACGUCACAUCCCGAAAAACACUCUCGCAAUUAUAUGCUAAUGAAACUUACGGAUUUUACAACCAAACGUGGUGCUAAGAUUAUUAAAAAUGCUAGAUUGAGUAGUGAAGAUAUUCAAUCGAUUUUAAAUUGGAUACCAAACAAAGACCACAACUUUGGCCCAGGAUUACAUCAAAAAGGCCAAAAGGAAAUAAAAGAAUUGGCACAGAGAAUAAAAAACUCGUUUUCCACUAUUUUUAGUACCCCAUUCAAUGAUAGUGACUAUACUGUAAAUUCUUUGCCAGAUGAACGUUGUGAACAAACUGGGCUAAUUUUUCUUCAAACUAUUUUUAAUAAUAAUGACAUUACCAGUAUACCCGUGUGUCAUAGUGAAGACAAAAUUCUGAUGCAAAAAAACAUAAUGAGUUAUGAUUCGAGUGACAUGAAAACUUAUAUUGAUUUGCAAAUGCAACAGCAAAAAAUAAAAGUUAUGUCUGAAAUGGAUAGAUUCAAAUCAAGCGAAAUUAUGGCAAAUGUCGUGCAAAUGGUUAGAGAGAGGUUGGGGCUAGAUCCAGAAGAUCUUGAUCCUGAUCUGGUAUUUUUCAUGUAUGACAUGUGUACACACGAAGGUUCUCCAUCAGAUAACGGCACGCCAGUUUGGUGUAAAGUAUUUAGCGAUAGUGAUCUUGAAGUUUUGGAGUACGUUGAAGAACUGUAUAUGUUUAAUACUGUGGGUUAUGGCAAUGAUUUCCACCCACAACUUGCCGCCCCAAUGUACAAACGUCUAUUAGUAUCCUUACAAGAAAAAGUCGGAGAAAAAGUCGGAGAAAAUCGUCCGAAAGGCGUAUUUUAUUUCGCUAACACUGAAAACGUACUAAGCAUGUACGUGGCGUUAAAUUUAGGUAGAGGUGACCAAACGUUAAACGCGGAAAACUACAGGGGUAUGAAAGAUCUCUCGUGGAGGACUUCCAAGAUCGGUCCGUGGGCCGCAAACUUCAUGGCUGUCCUUUACAAGGACGAAGCUGGUAAAUUUUUUGUAGCGUUUUAUUUUAACGAACAACUUACUACUAUAAAGGUGGAAAGCGGCAACGAUUGUCAAUUUUGUAGUUGGAACGACGUUGAAGAGAAAUUAGAAUUAUAUAAAGAUAAAAAUUUGUAUAUUGAUUAAGUACUAAAAAUUAAUAUUGUAACUAUGUAAAAUUAUACUCUACUGCGUAUGAAGGAUACAGGAGUAAACUGAAAAAAUCACUUUUCUUAAAUCUAUGGAAAACACGUUUAAAAAUGCAGCAGGUAAAAUAAAACAAACUUUAUGAUACCGAAAUAUUAAUUUUAGAAAAUAUGACGUUCUGGUUUUUACUCCUUAUCCUUCGCAUGCUAUUUAAUUUGAUUCGCGUGUUUUUAGAUUGUUUUACAAUUAAAUACGUUUUAUCACAGCUAAUCGAAAUUGUAAAAUUCAUUAACAUAUUAUUUUAAUCAAUACAAUUGUUUAAUACAA
Molecule: messenger RNA, 1816 nt
Organism: Adelges cooleyi (spruce gall adelgid)
Lineage: Eukaryota; Metazoa; Arthropoda; Insecta; Hemiptera; Adelgidae
Product: multiple inositol polyphosphate phosphatase 1-like
Exons: 8
Coding region: 152-1489 (445 amino acids)
Molecular function (GO): acid phosphatase activity; inositol phosphate phosphatase activity
Source: RefSeq, a predicted model, not a curated record